AUGUUACGGCUGGUGUCGUCGGCGUCGAAGCCCACCUCAGUGGGUAUUUUGACUAAAGUCGUCGCCCCGUCUUGUUCGUCACUUGCAGGGCGAAGAUCAUUUGCUUCCACGUCAGCACGACAGGCGGAUAUUACGUUGACUGUAGAUGGGAAGGAGGUUACGGUACCUCAAGGUUCGGCCUUGAUACAAGCAUGUGAGGCCGCUGGUGCCACAAUUCCGCGCUUUUGCUAUCAUGACCGACUAGCUAUCGCCGGAAACUGUCGUAUGUGUUUGGUUGAGGUCGAACGAUCACCAAAACCCGUCGCAUCAUGUGCCAUGCCCGCCAUGCCAGGUGCAAAGGUAUUUACGAACACUCCCCUUGUUCACGAAGCUAGAGAGGGUGUCAUGGAGUUCCUAUUGGCCAAUCACCCUCUUGAUUGUCCUAUCUGUGAUCAGGGCGGUGAAUGCGACUUGCAGGAUCAGUCAAUGCGUUACGGCGCAGACCGUACGCGUUUCCACGAGAUUACUGGCAAGCGCGCAGUCGAAAAUAAGGAUCUGGGACCCCUAGUGAAGACAUCCAUGAACCGGUGUAUCCAAUGCACACGAUGUGUGCGUUUCGCGAACGAAGUUGCGGGUGUAGAGGAGCUUGGCACCACUGGUCGUGGAAACGAUAUGCAGAUCGGGAUGUAUGUGGAGAAGACGAUGGACUCGGAGCUAUCCGGAAAUGUUGUUGACCUCUGUCCUGUCGGUGCGCUCACAAGCAAGCCGUACGCAUUUCACGCCAGACCAUGGGAGCUGAAGCACACAGACUCGAUCGACGUUAUGGAUGCAGUGGGUUCUAACAUUCGCGUGGAUUCACGCGGGGUUCAAGUCAUGCGCAUCCAACCCCGUCCAAAUGACGACGUCAACGAGGAAUGGAUCAGUGACAAGACUCGCUACGCUCACGACGGCCUUCGAUUCCAACGCCUGACGAAUCCUCUCAUCAAACAGGGUGACCGGUUUGUUGCUGCGUCGUGGGAAGACGCGUUGUCUGCCAUCGCUAGCGGGCUUGCUAAGUCUGGAGCUCAAGGAGAUGAAAUCCAAGCGGUUGCUGGUCACUUAGCAGACACAGAGGCAAUGGUUGCUCUCAAAGAUAUGAUCAACCGUCUUGGCUCCGACAACCUGACACUCGAUUCAGUAGGUGGCCAUGCCGCUCCCGUGCACGCCGUAGACGUCCGAUCGAAUUACCUUUUCAACUCGACGAUUCCGGGUGUUGAGCAGGCGGAUGCUAUUCUCUUGGUCGGAAGUAACCCUCGUCAUGAGGCUGCGGUGCUCAACUCGCGAAUUCGCAAGAGCUGGCUGCACACUUCCCUUGAGGUUGGUUUGAUUGGCGAACGCGUGGACACUGCGUAUGGCUACGAUUAUCUGGGCGCGGACGCAAAGGCGGUCGCGGAUUUCGUUGCCGGCAAGGGUCCUUUUGCGGAGAAAUUUAAGGCGGCCAAGAAGCCUUUGAUCAUCAUUGGGAGUGCGUUGGCUGAGCACCCAGACGGUGCGGCGGUCUAUAAUGCUCUGGCUAAGUUUGUGGAGAAGAACAAGAGCACCCUUUUGACUCCGGAAUGGAACGGCUUCAGCGUUCUUCAGAGGGCAACGUACGAAGUUGGCUUCGUCUCUUCCAGGAAAGCAUCCUCUGUCAAGCCAAAAUUCAUCUAUCUACUAAACGCGGAUGAGGUCGACCCGAAGUCAAUCCCUCGUGAUGCCUUCGUUGUCUAUCAGGGCCACCACGGUGACCUCGGAGCGCAGCUCGCAGAUGUCUGUCUUCCCGCGUCGGCAUACACAGAGAAGUCGACGACGUGGGUUAACACGGAAGGUCGCUCGCAGCUUGGUCGCGCAGCCGUUCCACCUCCGGGUGCAUCGCGUGAGGAUUGGAAGAUUAUCCGAGCUCUCUCUGAGGUUGUGAAUACGCCUUUGCCAUAUGACGACGUCCUCAGUUUGCGUGAUCGCAUGUGGGAAAUCUCGCCCACCCUGGUUCGCUAUGAUACAGUCGAGUCCACAUCAGUCGAAGUGGCCCUUGCCGGGUUGAAGACAUUGGCCGCUGCAACUGCAAGUGCGAAGGUGUCGGGCACACCCUUUGUCAAGCCGAUUAACAAUUUUUAUCAAACCGACCCUAUAUCUCGAGCAUCUGUCACCAUGGCUCAAUGCACGCGUGCCUUCGUCAAAGGGGAAAACUAUGGCUUCAGUGAAUUGUCCAGUGCUUCGGAGGCGGCGUAUGCGUAG
This is a messenger RNA of Fibroporia radiculosa, 2232 nucleotides long. RefSeq lists its product as uncharacterized. Lineage: Eukaryota; Fungi; Basidiomycota; Agaricomycetes; Polyporales; Fibroporiaceae. Gene Ontology annotation, biological process: ATP synthesis coupled electron transport. The record is from RefSeq and is a predicted model, not a curated record. The transcript is spliced from 10 exons. The coding region runs from base 1 to 2232 and encodes 743 amino acids. Gene Ontology annotation, cellular component: membrane. Gene Ontology annotation, molecular function: iron-sulfur cluster binding; NADH dehydrogenase (ubiquinone) activity.